This is a messenger RNA of Emericellopsis atlantica, 978 nucleotides long. RefSeq lists its product as uncharacterized. Bases 1 to 978 code for a protein of 325 amino acids. Lineage: Eukaryota; Fungi; Ascomycota; Sordariomycetes; Hypocreales; Bionectriaceae. Gene Ontology annotation, molecular function: oxidoreductase activity. The transcript has 2 exons. The record is from RefSeq and is a predicted model, not a curated record.
AUGUCACCGACCCUCUUCGACGUAGUCAUCAUCGGCGGUGGCCCCGGCGGCCUGUCCAUCGCCACAGCUCUCGCACGACAGACACACACGGCCGUCGUCCUCGACUCGGGGCGGUACCGAAACGCGGUGUCCAAGCACAUGCACAACGUCCCCGGGUUCGACCACGUCGACCCUGCUGAAUUCAGGGCCAAGGCCAAGGCCGACCUCGUCAAGCGGUACAAGAGUAUCGAGUUCCAGACAACUGAGAUCAAGGAGGUGAAAAGGGCUGACGAUGGCACCUUUGAGGUAUCGGAUGGACAGGGCGCCGUGUGGCGCGGUAAGAAGCUCGGUCUGGGAAGCGGCGUGCGGGACCGGACCGAGGAUGAGGUCAAGGGAUACGAGGAGUGCUGGGGACGUGGCAUCUUCCACUGCCUCUUCUGCCAUGGCUUUGAGGAGCGCGGCACAGAGACGGCUGGGUUCCUCGUCAACGACAUGAUGACGGCGCCCACGAACCCCAUGCCACCCGCAGACAUGAUCACCCACGUCUCGCGCAUGGCCAAGCGGCUGGCGAAGAACGUAAUCAUCUACACAAACGGCCGCGCGGAGCUGGUCGACGAGCUCAAGGCCAAGAUCCACUCGUCCAAGAUCAUCGUCGACAACCGGGUGAUCGACCAUCUCAGCCUGGUAGGCGAGGGCCCUCACGUCAAGAUUACCUUUGAGGACGGGACGACCAAGACGGAAGGCUUCCUCGCGAGCCACCCCAAGGUCGAGCAGCGCGCGGGCAGCCUGGUCGAACAGUUGGGGCUAGAGAUGACGCCGGGCGGCGACAUCAAGGCCAACCCGCCCAUGAACGAGACGAGCGUCAAGGGCGUGUUUGCGGUGGGCGACGCGGCGACGCCGAUCAAGAGCGUCAUGCAGGCCAUGUACAUGGGCAUGUUUGCCGGUGUGGGCAUGGUGACGCAGCUGCAAAUCGAGCUGGAGCUGAAGGACGAGCUGUAG